Rangifer tarandus platyrhynchus (Svalbard reindeer) is the source of this 339-nucleotide messenger RNA. NCBI's taxonomy places the organism in Eukaryota, Metazoa, Chordata, Mammalia, Artiodactyla, Cervidae. The record is from the annotation of a GenBank genome assembly.
AUGCUGACCAUAUGGGUUGACACUCUCUCCCCUGUGUUCCAGGUUUGUCAGAAGCCAUGGCUGAGCUCAGCAUGUCCAGAGGGAGGGCCCUACCCAUGUCUUCAAGGCCCCUGGCACCGGCCUAACCCCAUUCAGUGCCAGGCUUUGAGUGAGGGAGGCUUCCAAUGUGCGGCUGGGCUGAACGUUUUAAGCCACAAAGACUCAAGAAUGACCUCUGAGCUGGUUAAGAAGGAAGAGCCUUGCCCCUUAUCCCCCCAGGGUGGGUGGGGUCUGGGGGUUUUGUCCUUUGCCCUCAAAUGGCAGAGGCACAGGCCUCCCAGCCAGCUGGGUGGAUACUGA